Molecule: messenger RNA, 645 nt
Organism: Fraxinus pennsylvanica
Lineage: Eukaryota; Viridiplantae; Streptophyta; Magnoliopsida; Lamiales; Oleaceae
Source: the annotation of a GenBank genome assembly
AUGGAGUUUUCUUCCAAAAAGGAUCUGUUUUUCAAGCUUUCUGCUCCUCUUCUCAUUGAUGGUGGUAACAAGACAUUUGCAAUUGAUAAAUAUACAAAUAAGAAAUGCUACAUGUUGAGCGCAAGAGAAUUAUCAAUUACUUGGGCAAGCGAUCCUCUUUGCUGGAGCUGGAAACCUCUUCCUCACUCAAGAUUUUCUAAAGGAGUAGAGCUUAUAAUGAUAUGGUGGCUUGAGAUAUAUGGUAAAAUCAACACUCGAAUGUUAUCGAAAAAUACCACAUAUGGAGCCUACCUCGUUAUUAAACUUGCAAAUCGUGCAUUUGGAUUAGACUUGCUUCCAUCUGAGGUUUCAAUAGAAGUCGGUGAUUACAAAUCGAUGAGAGAAACUUAUUUAAGAGGCAAUGAGCUUGAAAAACAAGAUAUGGAGCGCGAUUUUAUGGAACACAAAAUCGAUGGAUCAAGUGAUUGUGAAGCUGAAGAAUGCAUUCUUCAUAUGCGCGACGAUGGAUGGUUAGAAGUUGAACUGGGUGAAUUCUAUUGUGAUGGCAAUGAUAGAGAGGUGAAAAUGAGCUUCAAAGAGGUCAAAGGAGAGCACCUCAAAGGGGGCCUUCUUGUUGAAGGCAUUGAGAUCAGACCAAAGCACUAA